Molecule: messenger RNA, 1557 nt
Organism: Phytophthora nicotianae INRA-310
Lineage: Eukaryota; Oomycota; Peronosporomycetes; Peronosporales; Peronosporaceae
Exons: 4
Coding region: 112-1215 (367 amino acids)
Biological process (GO): ceramide biosynthetic process
Cellular component (GO): endoplasmic reticulum membrane; Golgi membrane
Molecular function (GO): ceramide cholinephosphotransferase activity; sphingomyelin synthase activity
Source: RefSeq, a predicted model, not a curated record
CUAUCGAUCAAUUACGAUUGGACGAUUUCCAUUCGUCUUCAAGAGCAGGAGCAGUUACCCCCUCACUCCAGCCGACAGCAUUGGAAGGAACCCACCACCUCAGAGCUCGCCAUGGAGAGCUGGACGGACUACUUCACGUCGCACUUCUACGCCAUGAAGGCGCGGCCCGUAUCGGCCUUUGAUCCUUCAGGCUUCAUCAUCGUCAUCUCGGCAUUUCUGCUCCUCGUGGGUGUUGUUGCCGCAACGGCGCGUGCACUCGUGUCCAGACGCGGGCUUCUGCUACGCUCGCGCGUGGAGAAAAACCUGCAAGACAUGUCGGACUAUGUUUCUGACCAGCGCACGCGCGUAGGCGAGAACUUACAGUACAUCAAGGGACGCGCUAUCGACCACUCGGGUCGACAGGGUUUCAUUGCCGAGAUGCUCAGCUACGCUUACCUCUCGCGACUCGCCUUCUCGCUGUCGAUCUUCGCCAUUGCCUCGUACCUCAACACACUGGCUGCCGUUAUUGCAGGUUGGCGCACUCCCAAUGUGGUGAUCCUCGAUCUUGCCAAGGAGAAUACCAACCACAAGACCCUCCCGGACCUCGGACAUGAUCUCUUCAGAUUUGUUAUGACCAAGAUCUACGGCCAAACCACGUACAUUGAAUGGUUCGACCUGCCGGACGAAUUCCUGGCUGCUGUGGGUAUGCUGACGUCGUUUAUCCUCAUUCUGCACCCGCGGCGCCUGCUGAUCCUACGUCGCUUCUGCUUCAUCUUCGCUAUCAUCAACGUCAUGCGAGCAUGCUGCGUAGCUGUCACAUCGCUGCCGGACGCUAGCCCCAUGUGUAUCUCCCAGUUCGACAGCAAAGAACGUGGUAACUACAAGUCUCUCCCGAUUUUCCCAAAAGCCUUCUUCCGCGCUUGGAAAGUGCUGAUCCGCCCGUCACAGCACAUCACAUGCGGUGAUAUGAUCUUUAGCGGCCACGCAGUCUUUUUGAUUCUCUGUUGCAUGUUUGCCAGAACGGUACGAUCAAAAUUGUGCCUUGAGCGUCAUUGCGUUCGAUUUGCUUACCGAGACCGCUUGUUGAUACUUGCAGUACUGUGUGCGUUCGGAGUUGAACACGCCUUUCACCCGACGCUUCCCGUUUGUGUUGUGGAUGAUCCGCUAUUACAACUACAUCCUGUCGGCCUGUGGUAUCUUCGCUAUCGUAGGCACACGGCUGCACUACACACUUGACGUGCUCAUCGCUAUCUACAUCACGAUCCAAGUUUGGCUCACAUACCAUUGGCUUAUGAACCAUCCGGAGAGCGGUUUUGCUGUCAUCAAUUGGCUAGAGCAUGCAGAAGUGCAUUUGGUCGACCACAACGCCUACCGGAAGGCGCGGCGAUCUGGCAGUCAGAGUGAUCGGAUUGAAAAGAUCGACUAGUUUGCUGGUAGUUGGGUUAGUACGCGCUUCAAAGAGCAAACCAACAUCCAGGAUAAUACGACACAAAUCAUAGACUCGGUAGAGAAUUCACCACGAAACAUAUACCACCAGUAUGCAUGCGCACCUAGCGUCUGCUCUACUUCAUCAUCUAC